Pogoniulus pusillus (Red-fronted tinkerbird) is the source of this 3155-nucleotide messenger RNA. RefSeq names its product SIN3-HDAC complex associated factor (gene SINHCAF). The transcript has 6 exons. Gene Ontology annotation, cellular component: Sin3-type complex. Bases 116 to 784 code for a protein of 222 amino acids. Gene Ontology annotation, biological process: negative regulation of cell migration. The record is from RefSeq and is a predicted model, not a curated record. Lineage: Eukaryota; Metazoa; Chordata; Aves; Piciformes; Lybiidae.
GGCAGAGCGCGGCGAGGUGGGAGCGCGCGCAGCGGCGGGGCUUGGCCGCGCACCGUACCGGCACCGUACCCCACGUUUGUGAGCGCAGGACAGCGGCUGCAGCUGGGAGGAAAAGAUGUUUGGCUUUCACAAACCGAAGAUGUAUCGGAGUAUAGAAGGCUGCUGUAUUUGCAGAGCUAAGUCUUCCAGUUCUCGUUUCACCGACAGCAAACGCUAUGAAAAGGAUUUCCAGAACUGUUUUGGGCUCCAUGAGGCCCGCUCAGGAGAUAUUUGCAAUGCCUGUGUCCUUUUGGUGAAAAGAUGGAAAAAAUUGCCAGCAGGAUCAAAAAAAAACUGGAAUCAUGUGGUAGAUGCCAGGGCUGGACCCAGUCUUAAGACAACAUUGAAACCAAAGAAAAUGAAAACUCUGUCUGGAAGCAGAAUAAAGAGUAACCAAAUCAGCAAACUGCAAAAGGAAUUCAAACGGCACAAUUCUGAUGCCCACAGCACCACUUCAAGUGCCUCCCCAGCUCAGUCUCCCUGUUACAGCAACCAGUCUGAUGAUGGUUCUGACACCGAGCUGAGUGCUGGGUCCAGCAGAACACCAGUUUUCUCCUUUUUAGAUCUCACAUAUUGGAAAAGGCAAAAAGUCUGCUGUGGAAUUAUUUACAAAGGGCGUUUUGGGGAAGUCCUCAUAGACACUCAUCUCUUCAAACCUUGCUGUAGCAAUAAAAAAUCUGCCACUGAAAAGCCAGAACAAGAAGGACCACAGUCCCCAGCAAUCUCCACCCAAGAGGAGUGGUGACUUCCUUGAAUAGCUACAGAAGGUUAUACAGAUCCUCUUAUUCUCUGGAAAAACAAAUACUAGAAAAGGGACUGUUCACUUUGGACACCUGCUAUGCUGCCAAAAGACUUUUCCCUAGAACUGUUUUUGGUUUUACUACUACAAUUUCACAAACUCUGAAGCCAGUUUGUAUCCUUUCAGAAAGACUGUACAUAAUAUUUAAGAUGCUAUGGAACACUUAGUGAAGCAGAAUGCUGCUGCAAGGUUGUCUAAUCUUCCUCCCCCCCUACUCCCCCAAUCCUGUUUCACAAGUGAAUAUGAGGAUGGGGCUUUGUAUAUUAAAGUAUAUGUAGUUUAUGUUUCUGUAUUGAAAGAAGCAGUGGUUCUAAGGCUUUUUUAAAUUUGUUUUCUUAAAGUUGGUAACUUCCUUUAAAUCCCCAAGAAAAUAUUUCAUUCUUAGACGUAUGAGUCAAUAAGAAACUAAUAAAUAGAAAUACUAUAAGCCACCUCUCUAGUUUAUAUAAAUAUAUAUUUUCUAAAGGUGUGGAGAUCUCCCCCUAUACUACUGAUGUAACAAAGACAGAUAUUUCAUCCCUCUUAUGUGACACAGACUGGUAAACUGCAGACAUUUCUACUAAAAGUGGUAAUUACUGAGAAGGCCUCCAAUAUAAAAUGCUCUUCAGAAGGGGUGGGAGAGCUCUCUUCUCCUUAGCUUAGGAGGAAGAUUUACUUAUGACUUGAAGACAGUGAAAUGGGAAGCUACUUUGGUUUAACCCAGUGGCAGACAUCCUGAGUUUCUUUUAGUAACUGACUAGUGAUUAUAGAUAUACUAAACAUCUUGAUGUCCACGUUAUGUUUAAUGAUGGCCAAAACUGAGUAACUGCUAUGUAUAUGUUGGCCCACAGCAGCUGAUAUGUGACCAUAGACCAGACUUCCUGCUGGUUUUGAACCUGGUAUAGAACCAAACCCCUUGCUGAAUAAACAAGAUUCUGGUCCAAAGACAAAAUGUGAUCAUAGCCUGGGGUCUGAAUUUUCAAUUGAUGCUUUGGAACUUUUUUUUGCCCUACAGUGCUUGUCUGUGUUUCAGGUUUUGUUGCAUUUGUUUUUGCUUACUUCUUUGUUUUGAACAACUACCAGAUCAAUGCUUUUGUGAAUACUGAAUAUGAAAAGUUCUCUGAAGAGUGGUGCUGUGUUGAUUUGAGGCAGCUCUGUUUGCAUACGUGAUCAGAAGAUAGUAUCUCUGACAUGGAUUUCCAGACAAACUAGUGUGCAAACCUUUGUGACACUCCUUCAAACUCCACUUCGCCUGUAGGGUGGAAGCAGCUUCCUGGAAGAGUGUGCUGCAAAAUGCUUCAUGUUCCUCUUAGGAAAGUUUAACUUCUUUAAGUUGGGAAUUACACUUUUUUGUUUAGUUCUCUUUUCUUGUUUAUUUCUCUUUUGGGGGAUGGGGUAGGGAGUGGAUUUCUUUCUUACCGUUACUCUUUGGGAUAUUCUACAAUGGAUUGCUACAAGCUUUCCUUUUUGUGAUGAGAGUCUUGGGCAUAAUACUGUGGUGGGUAGGGCUUAGGACUGGACUUCAAUGUAAUCUCACUUUCUGAAUCGGCAGUGUUUAGCAAAUGAACUUAGAGGUUUCAUGCAAGUUUUAAGUGAAUGAAUUUAUGCAGGUUUAAAAUGAAUGAAUUUACACAGAUUUUAAGAGAAGCCUCUACCCUCAGAGCUUUUUCUUUUUAUCUCUCUCCCCUCCCCUUACAUUGGGUAAGCCAACCUCCCGAGAGAAAAAUCAUCAGGGGAAACAGGGCUUUGACUUACCACAGCCUUACAGAUUUCAUGGGUCUUAUUUUGCUUUCCCUAAACUGAGAUUCUGAAGCAAGGACAAAGCUGCCUGCCUUGCUUUUAUCUGCAACCAAACACAAUUCUACGAUUCUGAAUUUUAGGUUGGAAAAGACCUUGAGUUCAACUGCAGAUGUAAUGGAUACUUGCUUGUAUAAUAGCUUAACUAGGUUGGUCAUGUCUAAUAAGGGCUUGAGCAAGAGUCCUAGCUGUUUUUCCAGACACCUGCUUUAAUCUGAAUUUGUGUUUUCAGCAUCAGUAAUUCUGUACACCUAAGGCUGCAGUACUGGUGGUAGGAUGUGCUCUGAUACGGAUCAUCUCUUCUGUAUUUAUUUAUUUAUUGCUAGGUUUCAACUGCCAGCUGCUUCCCCUGCUCCCUCCCACCUCUUCCAUUCCCAGUAGUAAUGCAAAAUGAACUGUAUGUAGUCAUGCACUUUGUAUUAAUGUAUUAGAAAUCUAUGGAACCUGUUUUGUACUUUUAUACUGUUCAGACACUUGUAAUCCAACCUUUUUUUUUUACUAGGGUAAUGAAUAAAUUUAGACUUAUUUAGAAAAUAAACAA